ACACAGGAAGCAGCAGCCUCGCGCGUAACGGCCGACCGUUAUAUUUUUAAAACUGCGUCAUCUGCAGCUUCUGUCAAACGCUCGCGGUCCGUCUCCGCCACAGUGACCCCACGGCGCGCAGCGGGUAGCGGUAGUAACCAGGAUAAACAGCGUUUUUAAGCUCAGGUUGUGUCGGCCAAAUCAGAUUAUUGGGAAGGUAAACUGGAUUCUGACGUAAGCGCUUUAAAACCCCGGUGGAGGAGCGUCGCAUGUGCAGCAGCAGCGGCAGCAGCAGCAGCAGUGGGCGAGGAGGAGAGCGGCUAGUUCCACUUGAAGUCAACAAACCCUCCUCUCUCCUCUCUGGUUCUCACUCCUCCCUCUCUCAGGACCUGAGCAUGACUCCUCAGAUCCCUCGCUGCGACUGAACAAGGACGGACGAGCGCUGGGAACAUGGCUUCGUAUCUGCAGAUCGCCGAUGAUGAGAAGGGCCACGAGCUGGACCUCUUCUGCGUCCCCAGACACUACGAGAACGACCUGGAGAAGGUGAUCAUCCCCCAUGGACUCAUCAUGGACAGGACAGAGCGCCUGGCCCGGGACAUAAUCCGGGACAUGGGGGGACACCACAUCGUCGCUCUGUGUGUGCUGAAAGGGGGCUACAAGUUCUUCGCAGACCUCUUGGACUACAUCAAAGCACUGAAUCAGAACAGCGAUAAAUCAGUCCCGCUGACGGUGGAUUUCAUUAGGGUGAAAAGCUACUGUAAUGACAAGUCAACAAACAGUGUCAAAGUCAUAGGCGGGGAUGAGCUGUCGAGUCUCUCAGGCAAGAACGUUUUGAUUGUGGAGGAUAUAGUGGAGACGGGAAGGACGAUGCAGACGCUACUGUCUCUGCUGAGUGAAUGUAAUCCCAAGAUGGUUAAAGUCGUAAGCCUUCUGGUGAAGAGGACCCCGAGGAGUUCAGGGUACAGACCAGACUACAUUGGUUUCGAGGUGCCUGAUGCCUUUCUAGUGGGUUACGCUUUGGACUACAAUGAGUACUUCAGAGAUCUCAGUCACAUCUGUAUACUGAAUGAUCAAGCGAAGGAGAAGUACAAAGUGUGAGAAGUGCUGCAGAGGCGAUGACUGAAUCUAUGAAGACUAGGACCACUGUGAUGACCCUCCUUAGCUUUGCUGUGUUUUGGAUCUUAUUUAUUUUUCUACAUAUGAAUCCACAAAAUGUGACUUGUGGGUUGUAAAUAACUUAAAAGAACAUUUUAUUUCCCACCUGAUUGAAGACAUGGGAUCAUUUAGUCAUAUUAUGAAUAUUUUGGUUGUUAAUUUAAUGUAUUUAUUGACCUAUGUGUAUAGACUUUACCUGUUAAUUGCAGUUGUACCUUGGAGAUUGAAUAAUUUAAUUUAUUUGUUCUGGCUCAUUAAAUCACUUGUCUCAGGCUACAGCUUUAUGUUCAGUGAACUGUCAGUCAAUUAAGUAGCCUUUUGUACAUGUUAUUUUUGGACUUAAAAAACAUAUAUAUCUUGUCAUUAUGCCAUAAAAUGACUGACUUGGAAUGUACUGUAUGUUUUAUUUCAUAUCUGAUGUGUUCAUCAAGGACCUGUUUACAGCAAUACAACUCCCGUGGAAACCUUGGAUCCUGUUUUUUGCUUAUCUUGCACGUUUUAAAA
Molecule: messenger RNA, 1638 nt
Organism: Acanthopagrus latus (yellowfin seabream)
Lineage: Eukaryota; Metazoa; Chordata; Actinopteri; Spariformes; Sparidae
Gene: hprt1l
Product: hypoxanthine phosphoribosyltransferase 1, like
Exons: 9
Coding region: 430-1077 (215 amino acids)
Biological process (GO): hypoxanthine metabolic process; GMP salvage; guanine salvage
Molecular function (GO): hypoxanthine phosphoribosyltransferase activity; magnesium ion binding
Source: RefSeq, a predicted model, not a curated record